Messenger RNA from Oncorhynchus masou masou (cherry salmon), 563 nucleotides. RefSeq names its product transmembrane protein 47-like. The transcript is spliced from 3 exons. Gene Ontology annotation, biological process: cell-cell adhesion. Bases 1 to 546 code for a protein of 181 amino acids. Gene Ontology annotation, cellular component: cell-cell junction; membrane. Lineage: Eukaryota; Metazoa; Chordata; Actinopteri; Salmoniformes; Salmonidae. The record is from RefSeq and is a predicted model, not a curated record.
AUGUCUUCGUCUGUUAGCGAGACAGAGGAGGUGCGCGUCUCGGCGCUGACGCCUUUGAAGUUGGUGGGACUGGUGUGCGUGUUCCUGGCGCUGUGCUUAGACGUUGGAGCCGUGAUGAGCCCGGCAUGGGUGACCGCCGACGACCAGUACUGCUUCUCACUGUGGGAGGCGUGCUGGAAAGCAGCGUCGUCAGAGAUCUGGCAGUGCAACAGCACGCUGGAGGCAGACUGGCAGAUCGCCACCCUGUCCUUGUUGCUAGGCGGAGCUGCUCUGGUCCUGCUCUCCUUCCUGGUGGUCCUGGUGUCAGUGUGUAUCGGCUCUCGGAGACGCUUCAACAGACCUGUCGCUGUCAUGCUGUUCGCUGCAGUGGUGUUGCAGGGCUGCAGUCUGGUCCUCUACCCCAUCAAGUUCACUGAGACCAUCAGCAUGAGCAUAUACCACGAGUUCAACUGGGGUUACGGCCUGGCCUGGGGCGCUACCAUUUUCUCCUUCGGCGGGGGGAUCCUCUACUGCCUCAACCCUAAGAACUAUGAAGACUACUACUGACCCUGCUGGACUGUACC